Molecule: messenger RNA, 1287 nt
Organism: Arabis nemorensis
Lineage: Eukaryota; Viridiplantae; Streptophyta; Magnoliopsida; Brassicales; Brassicaceae
Source: the annotation of a GenBank genome assembly
AUGGGAAGCUUGUUGGAUCCUUGUUUUGCGGCCAGUGAUGCUAUCAAGAAGAUUCAAGGAAUCUCGGGACCAAAAUACAGAAUCUUGCACGGAAACCUCCCCGAGAUAAAGAAGAAGACUGACGAAGCUAAGCUUGGGGUUCUUGAUCCCAACUCCAACGAUAUCUUCCCUCGUGUGUUUCCUCAUUAUCACCAAUGGAUGUCUCAAUACGAUCUAAUUAAAUAUUUCCAGGCCAUGACGAAACCGAUGGUGGAUUGCUCCUUGAGGAUGUUCGACGAUUGGAGAAAACAGAGGAAUGGUGAAGUGGUGAUAAAGAUGGAGAUGAGCAAAGAGUUCCAUAGAUUGACCGCGGAUGUUAUAGCGACCACUGCGUUUGGAAGCAGUUACGCCCAAGGCAUCGAAUUGUGUAGAUCACAGCAAGAGCUUGCGAAAUAUUAUAUUACUUCUCUCACUAAAGCUUUCAUUCCCGGAAUCCAAUAUAUUCCUACGCCUACCAAUCUUCAACUUUGGAAACUCGAUAGGAAAGUGAAGAACUCGAUCAAAAGAAUCAUAGAUACAAGGCUAAAAUCAAAAUCCAACAACUACGGAGACGAUCUUUUGGGAAUCAUGUUGAAAGCUGCAACAUCUGACAAGCCUGAGAGAAAGAUGAGUAUUGAUGAGAUAAUAGACGAAUGCAAGACUUUUUACCUCUCAGGGGAAGGAACUACUUCGAUUCUAUUGACAUGGACUACGAUGUUACUGAGCUUGCACCAAGACUGGCAAGACAAACUCAGAGAAGAGGUUUUCAAUGAGUGUGGUAAAGAUAAGAGACCAGACUCAGACACCUUAUCCAAACUCAAACUGAUGAACAUGGUGUUGAUGGAGUCGCUUCGUCUGUACGGACCCGUGAUUAAAAUGUUCCGAGAAGCAACACAAGAUAUGAAGCUAGGACACUUGGACAUCCCCAAGGGCACGAGCAUUAUCCUCCCGUUUCUGAAGAUGCACAGCGACAAGGCCAUAUGGGGAGAAGACGCCGAACAAUUCAACCCUCUGCGAUUUGAAAACGGCGUUUCCCAAGCCACCACACACUCAAACGCUCUCCUCGCGUUCUCUGUCGGACCAAGAGCUUGCAUUGCCCAAAACUUUGCCAUGAUCGAAGCCAAGACUGUGAUCGCUAUGAUCCUUCAACGGUUCCGGCUUAGCCUCUCACGCGAGUAUAAGCACGCGCCGGUUGAUCUCUUCAAUCUCUAUCCACAAUACGGCCUACCCGUAAUGCUUCAUCCUAUCGAUAGCAGUUCUCAACGGUGA